This is a messenger RNA of Trypanosoma conorhini, 3864 nucleotides long. Its product is annotated as transferase. Gene Ontology annotation, molecular function: ATPase activator activity. The transcript has a single exon. The coding region runs from base 1 to 3864 and encodes 1287 amino acids. Gene Ontology annotation, cellular component: PAM complex, Tim23 associated import motor. Gene Ontology annotation, biological process: protein import into mitochondrial matrix. The record is from RefSeq and is a predicted model, not a curated record. NCBI's taxonomy places the organism in Eukaryota, Euglenozoa, Kinetoplastea, Trypanosomatida, Trypanosomatidae.
AUGUCUGGAACCGAAAGUGAGGCCGCAGCGGAGGGUGCAGACGACAACGCGACCGUGCGAACUGCGCUUCUCCGCGAAAGCGCGUCGCCGCGGGCUCUGGUGGCACUUACCCCGCGAAAAGGCCCUCUCAUCUCACUCACACCGAUGCAGCGGCGGUUGGUCAUCUCGGGAGCUCGCGUGGGGGUCACCAUCGUGGAUGGGCUGUUUCUUUCGAGCACGGUGGCCAACCCGCUGCUGACGGUCGCCUUCAUCGCCUACGAAUCCUUCCGCGCUGUCAAGGAUUACUGGCGAGGGGAACUCAACACGCUGGGUUAUCGGACAAGUGCGACGGAUGUGGCGCUCCGUAUCGGGAAAGAGGUGGGAACCGCCGCCAUUGGAAUUGGCAUUGGGCACGGCGUGGGCACGCUCAUUGGCCUAAGUGCCAUUCCCGUAGCGGGACAGAUUAUCACCGCCACGGUGCUCUCGGUGACCAUGGGUCUCUGUGUCGGCACACUGCUCACGCGGUACGCAGAUCGCGUCUUUAUUCGGCUACAGCUGCAGGCGCAGUAUGGAUACUCACGGAGUGAGCAGAAAUCUCGCACAAGAUUUGAACACUUGCUUGAGGCACAGCAUGAUCUUUCCUCAUUUGAGGCCUGUCGAAUUGUGCAGCACUACCGAGACUACCGGGUGGCGUGUGGUUGGGAGAGUCAUACCGACGUCGACGACUACCGUGCCUCCUCGGACAUUACGAUGAUGCCUGUUUCCUUCCAGCACUUUGCGAUUGUGCAGUUGCAGCGCAAGUGGGGUUUUCUCAACGAGUACGUGGAGUGCAAAAAAGUGUUCAAGGCGUUAAUGCUCUUGCACCAUCCGGACAAGGGUGGCAAUGGCGAGCUUGCGGCGCAGCUCAACCAUGACUACGAAAUUUAUGCCUUUUGCCAGGGCUGGCACGAAGACUGUCGCGGCAUCUUGCAAAGAGGAGGGGCUGCAGAGCCUGACAACACGUCCGCCGGAGGCAGGAAACGAAAACGGAGUGCCAUUGUGGGUUUUCUCCGCUCGCUGUUUCGUCCUGCGAGUAACUCCGCUGUGGAGGCUGAGGAUCUCAGGCAAUAUGGACUUUUGGCCUUGGAGGCGGGAACCCCGCCGGAGCUUCACAGGCUUGACGAAGUCGACUGGGAGGCGAUGGACAGAGAAGACGUGGGAGGCCACGAGAAACCCGUCUUUGUUACGAGCGCCUCUGUCAGGCAACGGAGCGUCUCGCGCGUGCUGGCCUCCAUUCAUCGUUGCUACCAACUCGCCACUGAGGCGAUUACGUUUGCUGGCUUAGUCCGACUGUACCACGAACCGGAGCAGUGGUCGGAGCUCGAACGCGACAUCUAUCUCUUUAACCGACUACAGACGUUUGUCAAUGUGGUCGAUGCGAUUCCAUCCAACGAGGGCGAUCGCCCUGAGACGUCCAAAAAGGAAUACUCUUGUCGUGGUCUGAGGUGGCGCACCAAGACUGAGGCAGUUUUAAGGCGCGAGGAACAAAGGGAGGCGAUCGUGUCCCGCUGCUUUCCCCCACAUAUCUCCUCCAAGUUAAUGGAGGCGCUUGAGUUGUGGAAGACGGCCCAAAGCCUGGCCGAGAGUUUCUUUAAACAAGGCAGCACUGGUGGUGGUGGUGGUGGCAGCGGCAGCAGCAGCAAGAACAACAACACCAGCACCAGCACCAGCAAUAAUGAGAGUGGUGGGGAAAUAGGGGUCUCUGAAGGCACAGGGCAAACGCUCGAUACUCUGUUAGCCAUUCAGAGGGCCUUGCAGGAUCUGGUGGAGGACAGUACACAGUCUUGGAAGCGUGCCAAUACUAGCGACGAGGCCUCACUCGACCCCACGUUUAUAGAAAAAGUGAGGGCGUACGGUCUAACAGCAAGUUGUGCCUUGGCCGGGGCACACGCCAUAGGCGUGGAGGAGGAACUGCAGAAGACGUGCAAAGAAUUUUUUAAGGGACGUCGGAGGAAGCUGGAGACUGUCACCUCCCUCUUGAAUGAAAUGUAUGAUGUGCAGACGUCGCUCAAGACAGCCGCUGUGGGGGAACGAGAGAUUCUCCAGAGCCGACACGACGAUUUUAUGAAGCAGCUCUUUCUUGUGCACUACCUGUUUGGGGAGUUGGACGCCGCCACAGUUGAGUUGUAUGACAUUUACACCAUGCACCUCCCUGAAAAAGCCGGUGUUCUUAAAAUGUUCCCUUCUUCCUGUGCACAGGCCGCCCAUGAGGCGGUCCAUGUGCCUCGAUACGUGAAAUACGAGCGUGAGCGCACGCUGAUAAACUAUAUGAAUAUUGAGCUGGAACCACGGAAUGCGAUGGACCCUUCGCGCUCCUCCGCCGACAGCGAGGUCUGUCUGGCGCGUGCGGGUGAGGUUGCCGCGGUCCAAUUUGCCUUACUCCGUGCGCAGUAUGUAGACUCCGUUAACGGCACAGUUACCCCGUGUUGGCUUAAGCGGUACGUGUUUCCCAGGGCGGACGGGGUCGAGGCGCAAAUGCGUAUUGAAUUUCUCUUUAAACGUAUUAUGGAACAUGAACUGUGCGUUCCAGAGUUGUGCGCCACCCACCGUGUGACGUGUGUCACUGAUGUUUUUGGCGAUGAUUAUACGCGGCAAAUAUACUUUCACAUUCCACGCGGUGGAACUCAAUUGCGCUUUGGCUCCACGCACGAUGUCCGAAAACGAAUCCUGCGACUUGGCGUUCGCUGGUUGCAUGACGCGCUGCAAUGCGUUAUCGACCUCCACUCCUGCCAGUUGCUGCAUGGGGCCAUAUGUUUAUCCAAUUUUACCUAUGAUGAGUUUGGAAACACAACAGUAGGCUUUUUUUCCGACGCACUGCGCGAUCGGGCACGGGACGCCGCGUCUCCGCUGGACGACGUCAUUGAUUUUGGCGCCUGCCUGCACACCGAGGUGCUUCCGUACCUUGGCGGCGCGUCAGCCGCCGUUGCUUCAGCGAGACGUCCCCAGUUGGCGGGUCGGCGGGAGGAACGCGUUGCCGCAGGUGGAGGUUAUUCUGAGGACGAGGUCGCCGACGUCUAUCGCGAGGUUGCGGACCGGCUAAUUGGGAAGGUGGAGCCGCGUUGGUCGUUGCUUGACGCGCGAACCUUUGUGCGGCGGUUUCUCGAAUUCAACUACAACAGCGAUGAGCGCAAUUACCUGUUUAGCAAAGAAGUUACGUACCCAGCGCAUUGGGCCACACUCAAAACCAUCGUCCCCGUCUCGCUUGUUGCUGCGGACGGCCGUGUUGCGUUGCAGUUGCCCUCGAACGCCCGCGCGUUCCUCAACCGUAACCUGCACCUCUGGGAGGUGUAUUGGAAGGGCCGUCGCAAAAUGUUGCAAAAGCGCGGCGGCGGCUUUUUUUCAAUGCCCGCGGCGCUGAAGAGGCACCCACCUUUUCUCCACUGCAGCGACGAUUGCGAGGUCAACGAGCGAUUUCUAUGGCACGCCUGCGCCAAUGAAGAGGAGGCGUGGCAGAUUUGUCUUGAAGGCCUCGCCUCUCGCAAGUGCCGGCUGCGACUCGCGCCGCCGUGGCUGGAAACGGGGGACGGGGGCGAGCGCCGCCGCGCCGCCGCCGCCGCCGCCGCCGCAACCGGCUGGGGCGUGGUUUUCCGCGCGUCGCUCGGGACGGUCGUGGAGCCUGGCGGCGGGCCCUCUUCCGACCCGCCGCCGCCGCCAGGAGGCGCCGCGCACGACCCCGACGGAUCCGCGGAGCAGCGCUGCGUGUUGCUGCGCGGGGGCGCCGGGAGGGCGGGCGGCGCGCAAGACUGGGAGAUCGAGGUGCCCGCGCCGCUGGCGCGCUGCUACCCCGAGUACCUGGUUUGCGGGGCAGGGGCCGCGCCCGGGGGAAGAAGGCAACGGGGCAAGUAA